AAGCUCCGCUUCUGUUAUUGUAAGACAAGGCCUGACUUGAGGCCUUGGACACGGAAGGUUUCAGGUCGCAUCCUCCGCCUUUCCUUUGACUCGCGGCCGUGGGGACGUGGGGUGCAGAAGUGGCCCCAUUCAUUCCAGUGGGCUCCGGGCCCUGGCAGCCUUUCGCGGAGGUGCCGUGCCCUUGCUACCGGGCCUCAGUGGACUCUAAGUCCGCUCAGCCCCGACCCCGUCCGGUGGCCCGGAGCGGGAGGGAAGGGGGUCGCGGCCGCGAGGUCCACCGGGCGCUGCCUCCGCCUGAGAUCUCUCUUUCCCCCGUCCUGCAGGCUCGUUUCCGGCGUCAUGGCUCAAAGGGCCUUCCCGAAUCCUUAUGCCGAUUAUAACAAAUCCCUGGCUGAAGGCUACUUUGAUUCUGCUGGGAGGCUGACUCCUGAGUUCUCACAACGCUUGACCAAUAAGAUUCAGGAGCUCCUUCGGCAGAUGGAGAGAGGCCUGAAGUCAGCAGACCCUCGUGAUGGCACCAGUUACACUGGCUGGGCAGGUAUUGCCGUGCUGUACUUACAUCUCCAUGAUGUGUUCGGGGACCCUGCCUAUCUGCAGAUGGCACACGGCUAUGUGAAGCAAAGCCUGAACUGCCUGAGCAAGCGCUCCAUCACCUUCCUGUGUGGGGACGCAGGCCCCCUGGCAGUGGCCGCCGUGCUGUAUCACAGGAUGAACCACGAGAAGCAGGCAGAGGAUUGCAUCACACGCCUGAUUCAUUUAAAUAAGAUCGAUCCCCAUGCUCCAAAUGAAAUGCUGUAUGGACGAAUCGGCUACAUCUAUGCUCUUCUUUUUGUCAAUAAGAACUUUGGGAUGGAAAAAAUUCCUCAAAGCCAUAUUCAGCAGAUUUGUGAAACAGUUUUAACCUCUGGAGAAAACCUAGCUAGAAAGAGAAACUUUACGGCAAAGUCUCCACUGAUGUAUGAAUGGUACCAGGAAUAUUACGUGGGGGCUGCUCAUGGCCUGGCAGGAAUUUAUUACUACCUGAUGCAGCCCAGCCUUCAAGUGAGCCAAGCAAAAUUACAUAGUCUGGUCAAGCCCAGUGUAGACUUUGUCUGCCAGCUGAAAUUCCCUUCUGGCAAUUACCCUCCAUGUCUGGAUGAUAAUCGAGAUCUGCUUGUCCACUGGUGCCACGGCGCCCCUGGGGUAAUCUACAUGCUCACCCAGGCCUAUAAGGUGUUCAGAGAGGAGCAGUACCUCAGCGAUGCCUACCAGUGUGCCGAUGUGACCUGGCAGUACGGGUUGUUGAAGAAGGGCUAUGGGCUGUGCCACGGUGCCGCAGGGAAUGCCUAUGCCUUUCUGGUGCUCUACAACCUCACACAGGACAAGAAGUACCUGUACAGGGCCUGUAAGUUUGCUGAAUGGUGCUUAGACUAUGGAGAACAUGGAUGCAGGACACCGGAUACCCCUUUCUCCCUCUUUGAAGGGAUGGCUGGAACAAUAUACUUCCUGGCAGACCUGCUUGUCCCCACCAAAGCCAGGUUCCCUGCAUUUGAACUGUAAGAGGAAAGCGUUAUCCCCCACAACUUAACAGCAGGACCCUUUCUGUAUCCACACCUGGGCCCAGUGCUUUGGCUGCUUUUCAGGGAAAUAUAGCAUCCAAUUGUAUACUCAAUUUAGUUGAUUUCGUUCUUUUCAGAAUUUGUCUUAGCUCAUUUUUUUUCAUUGUUUACUUUUACUGUAUUUAAAAGUAUGCAAGGAAGUCUUUUAACUUUUGAGUUUCUUCUGACAGGAAAGAUGAGUGACAAGUACAAUAUUUUGAGGUCAUUUAUGUAUAUUUCAGAACUUGGAGGAAAUCUUACUCUUAUUUAAAUUGAUGAAUAUAAACAUCUAUUUCUGUUCUAAAAAUAUUUAAAAGAAACUUAAGUAUAGAUAAGCAAACUUAAAUAUAUGAGUAUUGUUGAAUAUUGCCUUCCAGCCUCUUCUGUUUAAUAUUCUUCCUGUAACAGUUAAGCACUUUUAUGGCUUGCUUUUCUCUGUGUGGUUGAUCACAAAAAGGGACAAAAAUAAAACUAUUACUUCCAGGAAAAAUGUUUCAAGAGUUGCAAACUUGACUCAGGACCUUAAUACCAUUUUCAAAUUUCUGUUGCCUAUUUGGACUUGAGAUAAACAUACUUUCAAAUUUGCCUCUUUAUCAGAGAAGUAUGCAGGCCCCUGUAUGCCAGCAUUUUAAUCAAAACUAAAAAAUGUGAUGGUUGUCAUGAACAUUCUGAUUUGAAAGUUAGUUCAAAAAAAAUUUAUAUUAACAUUUUAUCUAAAAUAAAUCUAAAAGUCUAAAAUAAUCUAAAAUAAUCGGGUUUUUUGAACUAUUUACUCAAAUUUAUAUAUGUUUCUUUUCUGGUAUUCCCAUGAGUUCAGGACUCAGGUUUUCUGUGUGAGUGGGCUGUGAACACAGACACUUGUCUGUCCUCUUCUACUGAACUUCUAAACUUGGACUUGUUUAAUUACUUUGCAGAGAAUAUGCUUCAGUGUUGGCUGUUUAGUAAGAGCCAUAAAAUUUAUUCCUUUCUGUCAAUUUACCUGAACGGUGGUCUUUUCACUAAAUAAUACAGCAUUCUACCUCUGCUUAAAAGGAGGCAAGAAGGGAAAUGCUGUAUAGCCAAUAACUUGAAAAAGAACAUUAAAGUCUUAACAGAAAUUGUUUAUUAGGAGAUAUUACCCAGAGUUCAUGCUUGUAACAAAUGAAUCUUUGCAUAUCCUAGGCUUAACAGUUCAUCUGUCUAAGACUACAGAACCAGGUUUUAUUUUAUAUGGUAGAUGAAGACUCCCUGGUGCUUCAAAUUCUAUACAGAUGUUUUGUUCAUCAGCUCUUCCCCCUCCUCCUCCUUUUGCUGCCUUUCCCAGGCCAAGCGAGACACUUUUUGCCCGACUUUAGAACAUUAUGCAGGUUUUAAACAACAGGGUCUGAGAACUCUAAAUUUGCCUAUUUUAUCACUCUCUUGGUCACAAAAAUGUGCUUUUUAUUGGAACUUUAAACCAAAUCCCCACAGAGUGUAUGCUUGUUCCUAUGGAUAGAAAUCCUCUGUUAUUUUUUUCAAUUUAGCACCAAAAUAGGUAAUAUUACCGAAAAUUGUCUGACUCUUUAAAGUCUACUGACAGUUGGAUCUACCCAGCAGCCCACUGUUCAAUUUCUAGGUUUAGAUCACUCCCUUUGUGACUUAAGGAAGUCAGGGGACUUGUGCCUCUUAGAUUACUGAAGUGCUCCUGGUGAGCUGUAUGCAAGCUGUGCUUUUCUUGCAAAAGUUUCAGAUCAGCAGUGAGGGCAUUUACAGGAAUAAGUGAAAGGAACACACAGCAGAGCUCAUUUGCCUUUGGCUGGGUGUCCAACUUAAAAGAAUAAAGCCCAUUGGGUUUAGUUAAAUGUCUUAUUACGUUGUGCCUGUACUUUUAGCUACCAUAGUUACUAACCAAGGGAAAAAGAGCAACACGCACUUUGUGUGAGCCAGGGGAGACUUAAUCACAGUUGCUUCUCCGAGCAUAUUGCUUAAUUUAAUCCCAGGAAGACUUCAAAGCAGGGAGAAGAACAUUCUAUAUGUGAUUCUUGUUAAUAUUUGGAUUGCAGUUUAGUUAUUGUCGUCUGUUAAAAAAUUCACCGACAUAAACAUGAUUAAAGUAUUUUUUCUGUAGUUUUUUUAGACUGUUACUAAAUUGACCAUAUAUUUGUGCCACUGUUUGUUUUAUUUAUCGUUAAAAGCUAAGAUAAUAUUGAUAGGAUUUUUUUUUUUUUUUUUGGUACUGGGGAUCAAACUCGGUACCUUGAGCUUGCGAGGCAGGCAGCGGCACCACUGAGCUAAAUCCCCAGCCCAAUAUUAAUAGGAUUUUAAAUACAGGCAGAGUACAAAGCCAAGACCAAUAUCUUAAAACCAUGGUAGUGACUAAAAGAAACUUUUCCACUGACUUUCUUACCUUCAAAAGGAAGCAGCAGCAUCAUUUUAGUUCUAUUUGUACUAUGUUUUUCCCUCAGAUACUUUUCUUCUCAAUUAAAAACCUUCCCAAAAGUUAUUUCCUAGAAAAUUCAAUAGCAUCUCAUACCUCCAUGCAAAGACUAGGUAGUAAAACCUUUAAAGGUUGUCAAGCAGUGUUCAUUUAUCCUGUGAUAGGUUUCUGUUUGUAUGGUGAUGAGAAAUUGCAGUGGUUAACUUUUCUUCAUGUGAAAGUGUUAACAUAAUCAUGACCAUUCCCAUAGCCCCCAUCUGGCAUUAGUUACAUGUGAAUUUAAUCCUUAGAGUCAUCUGGCUCCCUUUUCAUCUUUUGUGUCAGUUUCGAUUACUUAUAAUCAAAAGUCUCCAUGGUAGAUAAGAGUUUUAGGUAAAGGGGCUAUUUCUCCUUACUACCACUUCCCUAAAUAACUGAAUUGAGAGAUGCACUCUAUUCUGUAUCUUCAGGUUAAUUUGUGUCCAGUCUUUCAAUGCCCUACCUUCUACAGAGAAUGUGAACAAUGAACAUUUAUUUACACACUCUGUUGGCUACUAGGAUUCAUAGUAAUCAACCUGAUUACUCAAACUGAAUUUUGAUUCCAUUUCUGCUUCCCCAGAAAGGAUAAGAGCACAUUUCUGUGUGUUCUGUACUGUUGAGCUUUAGAACUGUUUGUCUCCUAUAAACAUAAAGCAAUGUUUGCGUUGUUCAGGGAACCCACUGCAGUGUUGUAGUAUUGUUGGGAAGGGCUGGGAUUAUAUGUAUUUAUAUGUUGUGUAAAGGAUUUGACUUACUGGUUCUCAAUAAAAAAUUAUUAGAACUAUA
This is a messenger RNA of Heterocephalus glaber (naked mole-rat), 4776 nucleotides long. It is a transcript of the gene Lancl1, whose product is annotated as LanC like glutathione S-transferase 1. Gene Ontology annotation, biological process: peptide modification; carbohydrate metabolic process. The record is from RefSeq and is a predicted model, not a curated record. Gene Ontology annotation, cellular component: plasma membrane. NCBI's taxonomy places the organism in Eukaryota, Metazoa, Chordata, Mammalia, Rodentia, Bathyergidae.